Solea solea (common sole) is the source of this 1208-nucleotide messenger RNA. RefSeq names its product eukaryotic translation initiation factor 4E-binding protein 1-like. Gene Ontology annotation, molecular function: eukaryotic initiation factor 4E binding. Gene Ontology annotation, cellular component: cytoplasm. Gene Ontology annotation, biological process: negative regulation of translational initiation. The record is from RefSeq and is a predicted model, not a curated record. Lineage: Eukaryota; Metazoa; Chordata; Actinopteri; Pleuronectiformes; Soleidae. The transcript is spliced from 3 exons. Bases 302 to 658 code for a protein of 118 amino acids.
UGUGUGCAGUUUGAUUGCAGAGCCUGACUGUGGACGACGUGAGUGAUCGUAUGUGUGUGUGCGCGCUCAGGUGCUUUUAACAAAGAGCCCGCACAUACUGUGUGAAUGUGUCACUGCGUGUUGUGAUGUCAGACACCACCUUCCAUGGUUUGCACUUGUGAAAAAUAGAGAUAUUUAUUCGUCUGUGGCUGUUUUGCUAAAAACAGACACGGUGCAGCUCUGUCCUCGCGCUCUCUGUCUUGUCAGAUGUUGUUUAGUAGUGUUUAGUGAGCUAGUUUCAGCCUGAUAUACUUGAGACAAGAUGUCCACUGACUGCCAGAAGACCACUGCCAAGGCCAUCCCGUCGACCAGGAGGGUGACAGUCAACGACGCGGAGCACAUGCCCCACGACUACUCUACCACUCCCGGGGGAACCCUGUUUAGCACCACCCCGGGCGGUACCAGGAUCAUCUACGACCGAAGAUUCCUGCUGGAGUGUCGCGGCUCUCCAGUCGCCAGGACUCCUCCUCGAGGUCUGCCCAACAUUCCAGGGGUGACCAGUCCUCCCUCCAAAGUAGCCUGUGAGAAAGCCUCUCAUGGAGAACUACUGAACAACAACACCACUGCACCUGACAGCAGCAACACAGGUGAUGACGCACAGUUUGAAAUGGAUAUCUAGGUGAAGCUCGGAUGGGCAUUAACAUGUCGGACCAACAUGAUGCUGUGAAGAACAGUAAACGAGCACCUUCCCUUUUCCCCCGUCAUUCAUCCCACGACGAUACAGGUUUUGCCUUCUGUGUCCACAGUGUCCUCCAGUCUGUCCUCGUCAGUGUCAUUUAAUUGUCUGGCCCUGAUCGAAACUGUAACAAAGCUUUUUCUGCCUCUGAGUUUAAACCAUAAGACGAAAGUGUGCCUUCCUGUAGUGGCUAAAAGUUUGAAAUAACACCAGGAAGUACAGCCUCAUCCCUUAACUACUGAGAAGAUCCAAUUUUCUGAGUUUUUAAGCAUUCCAGAGAAGUCUGUCACUCCGAUGUGCUUUAUUUUCACAUAUUUGCGCCAUCACGGCUCUUUGAUUAUGUUAAAAUGACUCUAUAAGUUCCUGUAUGAGUUGGAUCAUUCUCUCAAUUGUCAUGCAGAGAAUGUAAGACAGGAAUUUUGUGAAUGAAAUUUUGAAGCAAAUUUUCUCACAGUUAUAAUAAAUAAAGCAAACACCAUCAAAACAAAUAAAA